Lachancea nothofagi CBS 11611 is the source of this 1248-nucleotide messenger RNA. Lineage: Eukaryota; Fungi; Ascomycota; Saccharomycetes; Saccharomycetales; Saccharomycetaceae. The record is from the annotation of a GenBank genome assembly.
AUGUCAUAUCCUUACAAGUACACCGCUCACUCUGACAAGUGGGUGCUGGUUGAAGCGUUCAAGGGCAAAAGACUCUCGGAACUGCCAACACCAUCCUUCAUCGUCGACAGAGGAAUAUUUAAAGAAAACUGUGCCAAGAUGUUGCGGAAUGCUGUUCACCUCAACGCAGACUUCCGUGCUCACGUUAAGACUCACAAGACUCUCGAGGGAACUUUACUACAGCUCGGUUCAGGGGAGUUGAGAACCAAAAAAAUUGUCGUUUCGACACUUAUCGAGGCAUGGGGUUUGCUGCCACUUAUUAAACAGGGUUUGAUUACUGAUGUUUUAUUCAGCUUGCCGGUAGUUAAAAGUAGGCUCUCAGAGUUGACUGAACUCGGUGCUCUAGUCCCGAACUUGCGCUUGAUGGUUGAUAACAAAGAGCAGUUGGAAGUUCUUGCUGAGUUUAGUAAGGAAUACAAUAUACAGAAGAAAUGGUCUUUGUUUAUCAAAGUCAAUAUGGGUACGAACCGGGCUGGGUUUGACGAAAGCUCAGCUCUUGACGAAGCAUUACAUGAUUUGCUCAAAUCGCCUGCCAAAGACUACCUAUCCUUGUACGGAUUUUACUGUCAUGCUGGUCAUUCCUAUGCUUCUACAACAGAAGAUCAGGCAAGAUCUUUCCUAUUGAAUGAAAUCACCAGCGGCAAUGCUGCCUGCAAAAAAGCGUUGAAUAUGGAUCCUUCGUUAAAGUUACAGCUUUCCGUUGGAGCCACGCCUACAGCACAUGCAUCACAAAGCUUGGAUAUAUUAUCCAUUGGAGAAUUGUAUGGAAAUCUAGAACUCCAUGCGGGAAAUUACCCAUUUUGCGAUCUUCAACAGAUGAGUACUCAUUGUAUCGGGCUAAAUCAAGUCUCCUGUAGAGUUCUCGCGGAAGUCCUGUCUUCUUAUCCGGGAAGAGGAUCAAAGGGGCCAGGUGAGCAAUUAAUAAACGCUGGAGUCAUUGCUUUAGCCAGGGAGUUUGGGCCUCUUCCUGGGCAUGGAAGAGUCUACUCUUCAAAGGAGUAUGAAAACUGGAUAGUAGGCAGGUUAAGCCAGGAGCACGGUAUUCUGACUCCUUUGGAGCAUAUGGAAACCAAGAUGAUACCUUUAGGAACCAAAGUUGAAAUCGUUCCUCAGCAUAGCUGUAUUACGGCAACUUCAUAUCCAUGGUAUUUCAUUGUUGAAAACGGAGACAUCGUGGUAGACAUUUGGGUUCCCUGGAGAGGUUGGUAA